CGUGUACGAAAACCACACGCCAUUCCAGGUGCGCGUCGGGCUGGCUCACCGUCCGAGACAUCGUAAUCCCUCAAAAGUCGCCGAUCUCGCAAAGGUCGCGGCCGGCCGUAUCUAGCCCCAAUGGCGCCCAUUCCGUCGCAGCCCCUCCCGCGGGUUAUCACCUACUAUCAGACACAUCACACCCCCGACGGCAAGCCCAUAUCGAUCCUCCCGCUCCUCACCCAGCCCGGCAUCAGCGUCACACACGUCAUCCUCGCGGCGAUACACAUUAACGAUGAUUGCGACGACCUCACGUUGAACGACCACGCCCCCGACGACCCGCGGUUCCUUACGCUAUGGGCCGAGCUGCGCGUGUUGCAGGCCAGCGGCAUUAAGGUGCUGGGUAUGCUCGGCGGCGCUGCCCAGGGGUCAUACGAGAGGCUCGACGGCGAUGAGGCCAGGUUCGAGGAAUACUACGUGCCGCUGCGCGACAUGCUCCGCACGCACGGCCUGGACGGUAUCGAUCUGGACGUCGAGGAGGCCAUGAGCUUGGGCGGGGUCAUCCGCCUGAUCGACCGCAUACGGCAGGACUUUGGCAAGGACUUCAUCAUCACCCUGGCGCCCGUCGCCGCGGCGCUGCUGAACCCGGACAGCAACCUGAGCGGCUUCGAUUACGAGGCGCUUGAGGUGAUGCGCGGGAGGGAGAUUGCCUGGUACAACGCCCAGUUUUACUGCGGCUGGGGCGACUGCAGCAGCCCGGUCAUGUACGAGAUGAUACUGGCAAAGGGCUGGUCGCCCGAGAAGGUCGUCAUGGGGUUGGUGACGAAUCCCGAGAACGGCGGCGGUUGGGUCCCGUGGGAGAUGCUCGGUGCUGUGCUCCUCACGCUCCGAGGCCGCUAUGCGCGGUUCGGAGGGGUUAUGGGCUGGGAGUACUUCAACAGCUUGCCCUCUGGACGAGAGAAGCCCUGGGAAUGGGCCAAGUGGAUGACCAAGAUGCUGCGCGCAGACCACACGCAUCACUCGCCAGGGCCAGUGCAGGGGACGGCGCCCGUGGAUACCUGUAAUCCUGUCGCGAAGGAAGUCAAGAAGCAUCUGGUCGACGAGGUCGAUCCGGAUGGUCCGAACAGCAAAGACGCACCGCUUCCAGCGUCUUUUGACUACUACUCCGAUACCAACUGGGACGACGAUGAUUGAAGCGCAUAAGCUUACCGUCUCUGUGCAUAGUGUUCAAAAGUUCGGAAUCCCGCGUGGCAGAGGGGAUGGGAACAACCGCAGGCCUCAGCCAUAGACGGCCCGAGAGCGACGACCUUACACAUUAGACCUAAACGACGACACGAAUGGACUUAGAAGGCGUUCGGCAGAUAUCCACAAGACUGCUGCACGUGUCCUAAUUGAGGUGAUUGUUGAUGACAGACGCGGCUCGUGAGCUCCUCGGGCUUCGGCGCAGUGUUUUGGGUGAGCCGGAUGUCAGCGAGUUCUUCCGGUUGAAUGCAAGUCGGCUCUCGCUUGGCAAACUGCAACCUUCUCACUCCAAGCGACAGCUGAUUCGCUUGCGUGCUCGACUCAAGAAGAUGAGCUCUGCAACUGUUCGACCAUGACAAUGUGGUUCCUCUCCUUUUUCAACCCUGCAACCCCGCGCCAAGGCAUUAGUUCUCUGCUGGAAGUGAUGAAAGUCACAUCACUCUCCCCGCGG
This is a messenger RNA of Colletotrichum destructivum, 1672 nucleotides long. RefSeq names its product Putative glycoside hydrolase family 18, catalytic domain, glycoside hydrolase superfamily. The transcript has a single exon. The coding region runs from base 121 to 1173 and encodes 350 amino acids. Gene Ontology annotation, molecular function: chitinase activity. Gene Ontology annotation, cellular component: extracellular region. Lineage: Eukaryota; Fungi; Ascomycota; Sordariomycetes; Glomerellales; Glomerellaceae. The record is from RefSeq and is a predicted model, not a curated record. Gene Ontology annotation, biological process: carbohydrate metabolic process.